Molecule: messenger RNA, 2777 nt
Organism: Nothoprocta perdicaria
Lineage: Eukaryota; Metazoa; Chordata; Aves; Tinamiformes; Tinamidae
Gene: INSIG1
Product: insulin induced gene 1
Exons: 6
Coding region: 1-639 (212 amino acids)
Biological process (GO): cellular response to insulin stimulus; SREBP-SCAP complex retention in endoplasmic reticulum; SREBP signaling pathway
Cellular component (GO): endoplasmic reticulum; SREBP-SCAP-Insig complex
Source: RefSeq, a predicted model, not a curated record
AUGACCCCAGUGAACCUAAACAUGAAGCCAGCUAACAGUCAGCAUGAAGAGGACCACAGUUUGCCCCACCUCGUGCUCUUCGUGGUGGGCGCCUUCAUGGCCUUGGUGCUGAACCUGCUGCAGGUGCAGCGCAACGUGACGCUCUUCCCCGAGGAGGUCAUGGCCACGCUCUUCUCCUCGGCCUGGUGGGUGCCGCCGUGCUGCGGCACGGCCGCAGCUGUUGUUGGCCUGCUGUAUCCCUGCAUCGACAGCCACCUCGGAGAGCCGCACAAGUUCAAGCGGGAGUGGGCCAGCGUGAUGCGCUGCAUCGCCGUGUUCGUGGGCAUUAACCACGCAAGUGCUAAACUAGACUUUGCAAACAACGUCCAGCUGUCCUUGACUCUAGCAGCCUUGUCCCUGGGCCUUUGGUGGACAUUUGAUCGCUCAAGAAGUGGUCUUGGACUUGGAAUUACAAUAGCUUUUGUAGCAACUCUCAUAACCCAGUUUCUUGUAUAUAAUGGCGUUUAUCAGUAUACAUCCCCAGAUUUUCUUUACAUCCGUUCUUGGCUUCCAUGUAUAUUUUUCUCAGGAGGUGUGACAGUAGGAAACAUAGGACGCCAACUGGCUAUGGGUAUUCCAGAGAAACCACACAAUGACUAAAUCUGUGGAGAACAGGGCAUGAUGCCAGUGUGAAAACAACGUUAAGAAGAUGCGUUUCUGUUUUAAAUUGAAGAUUAUUUAGAAAAAAAUAAUCUCUUUAUGGGCUCACUGCACAAAUGACUUGUGAAAAAAAUAUUAAUCCACUCUUAGAAUAGCCAAGUGAAAUUAACUGCUUAUCUUGAAAUCUUACCCUGAUUUACUGCAUAAGCAUUUUGGUAUGGCUGUUCUCUGGAAGAAUUUAACACCAAGUUACGUACAGCUGUUCAGGCUAAGUGGCAGUUUUCCAAGUAUUAGACUCCAGUGUAAGUUAUUGAAGCAGCUGCCAUGUUCUAAAGCCUGGAAACUAAAAUUUAAUUACAAGCUCUUGUAUCAGUGCCCAAAGGAAGUAGAUUGAUGGUGCUUAACAAUGAUGAAGUAUGGUUUAAUAGGAAUAGUAUUUAUCCAAAUCUUUUAAAAAUAGGGUUAUUUAAAAAUAAGAGUGAUCAAAAUAGAUUAAAGGCAUUGCAUUAAUGCUUUAAAAAGUCUUAUGAAGGAAUCAUGCCCUUACUUGUAAUGCUGCAUUGAGUUUCUGUCUUCAGUGGGAGAGGGGGUUGGAGGGAGGAAUUUUUUUUUUAUUUAUAUUUUUCUUAAGUCACUGAGUUUGAAAUUUCUAAAUUACUUCAGUACAGUAGGUGAAUACCUGACAAUCUCACUCAAGUGAAUUUUAACUAUCAGGAAACUCUUGACUUGAAACGUCUUUGCUUCUGAAGCUUGCAGUAACCUUUGAGAGGAUAAAAUUCUGUCCCCAGUUCAGUAAGAAACUUAAGAAACUUAAGUGUGAGUAUUUCUUCUUAGCUAGACCUCUGCUUCAGGAUCUUACCUGAAGGGUCACUGGGCAUAUUAAAUGUCUGGUGUUUUGCGGGUGGGAGAAAAUACUGCAGAUGCUCACAGGCAUUGAGGAUGAGCCUCCAACUCCUGAAGUCAGAAAGAUUUGCAAAUUCCUCCUGAAGGUAUCCUCUCAUCUUGCUUCUGUUUGAGUCAGGGUUUUGAUUGUAAACAGAGCCAGACCUAAAAUGUGAUUUUUUUUUUUUUUUAUUGUUAUUAUUUUUAAGUGUAUGUGAAUGAUAGAAAUAGUGAACAAUUUGUUCACUCAGCUUAUGGAAGAGAUCACUAUUUGUUUUUUCACAACCCUAUAGAACUUGCAAUCUGUGAUUGCCUUGUAAAAAGAUGAGUGCUUAUGUCACUACAUUAAACAUUUGGUGUUUCUUAAUACUUAGUUCUGGUGAGCACAAAUCACUUGAUAGCUUAGACCACCACAGACCUAAGUAGCAAGUAUUAGGUCUUAAAAUUAAAGUGCAAUGUACAGUAAAUCUGAGCCUUAUAUUCUCUUCAAUAUUUGUUGUUUCUAAUGAGAGAUUAAAGAGAAAAGGGUUCUGAAUUCAUUUCAAUGCUGCAUGGAAUCAAAUGGAGCAAUAAUUUAUUUAACUAGGAAGGCUAGUUGUAUCUUUCAUUGAACCCAAAUUUUUAGAAAUACUCCAAUUUUUGUGGUUAUGGUGUACGUGUAAACUUUUAUGGAUAUGCCUUUGUGUUAUGCAUUUUUCUUCAUUUCCAAUCUUACAUGGCUUCAGAUAUAGUUAGAGGCAUCUGUUUAAAAACUGACCCAUCAAAUGAAGAUAUUAAGACAAGGUAGAAAUAUUCUGGCUAUAUUUACUCUUUGGAUGGAAUGCAAUAACUGCAGAUACAUACAUUGCACAUACAUUGUUUAGCACAAAAUCUAAACUGAAAAGCAGGCCCCAAUUCUACUCUCUAUUUGGUGUAAGCUAAGAGUAGUUUAACUGGUAUAAGAUCCUUCCUCAAUGUUUAAACCAUAAUCAAAUUUUGCAGGACUACAUGAAGAAAUUUUAGGUCCUCAGAUCAGGACGGGAUCAGCUCGGUCAUUGUGAGAACUGUGCUGCUUGGUGGGGAAACAGUUUUGUAACCAUCCUAAAAUCAAUUGCAAAGCCUAGUAACACCAGAUGGAAGUAAGGAUAACAGUGAUCUCUACAUAUGUUUGAUAGGUAUUUAAAAACUGUUUGUAAAGACUGAAACUGAAUCUGUACGUGUUGCAAAUAAUACAGCCAAAAAUGUAAGUCCGAAGUUCAUUUUUUGCCAAUACUUGU